AAUAUACUCUCGUUUUAUUUCUUUUGUUAACAUAAAGCGCCGGCAUACACGAUGGCCGUCGACACCAGCUACUUGACCACCCAGGUCAACAAUAUUGUCGCUCAGCUGCAUGGAAUCUAUGAUGAGAUCGGCGUUCCAAGCCAUGAGCGCGACUCUCGAGAGGCGGAGCUUUUCAGUGCGCUAUCUGAUACUCUAAACAAUCAUCUCAAGCUUGUUGACAAUGAAAAAAAUGAGAUGACGGAGGAAGCGCGACAACUCAUAAUUGCAAUCGAGCAAAUGGAGGAGUCUUUAGAAGACGAGAAGGCCAAUGGCGAGUAUCAGCUGAAUCGCGAUGAUUUGCGUAUUACUUAUCCCCUCAAACGCUGCCUUGCUUUCCUCCGCGAAAAGCAUAAUGCGCUCAGCAAAUUACAUCACGAGCGCUUCGAACAAGUCAAGAAACUCGUUGUGGCUCUCGAGUCAUACUCAUCUCACCUCGAAUCAUCUUUUGUUACCAUUGCUCUCCCACCUACAGCACCGGGAUCUGCGUUAUCACCCAGUUUUAAUUUGUCUCGCCAAUACGUGGAUGAUUUGAACGACGAGUUUUCAAGAGUUUACGAAGAAUAUGAGCGACGUUUCGAGUUUGUCAAGACCAUUUGCGAAGAGAUCAUCAAGCUCUGGGCUGAGCUUGGAACCCCUCAGGCCCAAACCGAUUCCAACAUCGUCAAGCACUACAAAGAGUCCCCCGAACAGUUAGGACUUCACCAAUCCGACCUGGCCCAUUUGAAGGCAAAGCGAGAAAAGCUGCUGGAGGAGAAGAGAAGUCGAGAGCGCAAGAUUUCAGAACUCAGAAAUGCCGUGGAGGCACUCUGGGAGCGCUUUGGAGUUGAGGAGUGUGAUAGAAAAGCGUUCCUUUCGGCGAACCGUGGCUGUGGUCUCCGUACAAUCAACGAAUUUGAAGAAGAACUGGGACGCCUCAACGAACUCAAAAAACAGAACCUACAUCUAUUUGUCGAAGAUGCGCGAUGCCGACUGCAAGAGCUCUGGGAUAGUCUCUACUACUCAGAGGAAGAAAUGCUUGACUUCACUCCUGCCUUUUCUGAUGUUUACAGUGACGCUUUGUUAGAAGCGCAUGAGGCUGAAAUUACCCGGCUGGAGGCAUUGAAGGAACAGCGUGCUUCAGUCUUGCAACUUGUAGAGAGGCACCGUAGCCUCCUGGCAGACAAAGAGGCUCUGGCUGUGUCAAGUCAAGAUGCAUCUCGCCUCAUGGCGCGUGGAGCCAGUGGACAAAGACGUGAUCCAGGAAAGCUCUUGAGAGAGGAGAAAAUGAGAAAGAGGAUUGCUAAGGAGCUCCCUAAGGUGGAAGCGGAUCUGCGGAAAGAAUUAGAGAACUUCGAGGACGAGUAUGGGCGACCGUUCCUCGUUCACGGAGAAAGAUAUCUCGAUGAGCUCACUCCAGUCGUCGCCAAACCUCCGCCUCGCUCUAAGACGCCAUCUGCCGGGCCAGGAAGUGUGCGGGGAGGAUCUAUGAGGCAACAGCCGCCUUCUCGCCCUGCCAGCGUGAUGAGAGGACCUCUUCCCCCCCGGUCUGCUACGAAAACUCCUACUGGACAUGGUUCAAUGAAAUACAACACCAUUGGACCAUCCCGAGCUCCAUCUAGGGCCGGAGCAAAGUCCCCUUCGAAGAUUCCCGCUCGCGUCCCCUUGAGCAACAUGCCUCAUGGGAGCAACUCCCCUGCGCGGAGUGGUACCCCAGGCCUCUAUUCCUCUAACACAAUGAACGGCAAAAUUCCAACUCGUGCUCCGCCACCAAGGAUGCGCGCAUUGACUGGCGGAGAAUCACGAGAUGAGCGAAGCAGCUACUUGUUCGAGCCUCCACGAAGUGCUAGUGCACUGUCCAAUGCUUUUGUCCGGCCAGUCAGCCCGGAAGACGUCUAUGACGAUCGUAACCAACGCUCAUUUAUCAGCUCUUCUGCUUUCUCACAGCGAUCUACCGGAUUUUCUCAAUCAACACAAUCCUCAGCCUCGUCCUUGUCCUUGAAUUCCAUGGGAUACCCGCGAUCGAACCCUUAUCUGCAGCAUGCUCCCCCGCCGGCCCCGAGACAAGUGUCAAAUGCGUCAACCAUCAAUACCGGCAACUCUGGGUCGGAGAACUGGGAGACAUUCGACAGUGGGUCUGAGUCCGAAGCUGACGCUAGUGACGUUUACUAUGCCAAGCUUCGGGCUGCCCAUGGCAAGCGAAUGGCCCUUGACGACUUGGCAGGAAAGAAGCCGAAAGGCAUCCGAAGCGUUAGCCCAGACGAGCCAGCGGUAAACCCGAAUGUCGUCCGUGUAGCGGGGAGUGAUGCUGGAUGGACAGAUGAUCUGGAGCCUUACUAG
This is a messenger RNA of Aspergillus nomiae NRRL 13137, 2355 nucleotides long. RefSeq names its product putative microtubule associated protein (Ase1). Gene Ontology annotation, biological process: microtubule cytoskeleton organization; mitotic spindle midzone assembly. Gene Ontology annotation, cellular component: cytoplasm; mitotic spindle midzone; spindle. Bases 52 to 2355 code for a protein of 767 amino acids. The transcript has 4 exons. Gene Ontology annotation, molecular function: microtubule binding. NCBI's taxonomy places the organism in Eukaryota, Fungi, Ascomycota, Eurotiomycetes, Eurotiales, Aspergillaceae. The record is from RefSeq and is a predicted model, not a curated record.